AUGACUCCUUAUGCACUACCGUACAUAAUAUUGCUCACUAUCAUAACACAAAUACUUGCUCGGAUAUCACCACGAACAGAAUUUGUCUAUAAUGUUGUUGGUUGUGUAUCCGGUCGAUUUCAUACUUGUGAUAUUCUCGAUAUCUAUCCGUUAGCAGAUGAAGAAACUCUUUUAGCCAUAGUUGACAUCAAUAACGCAGGUCCUUGGUCUUUACCUUCAUCAUAUCUCGAGAUAAUGUAUAAAAAUGGGACAACUAUACAACGGCCAACUGGUAUAUUCGAUGAAGAUGGAAGAUGUGGAUUUGGUGCAAAAUUUAUUUCAUUGUACGGGAACAAUCAAGAUGAUUCAUUGAUACUUAUGUGUUCUCCAUUUACGUUUCCCGGAGGUGAAACAGCGAUUUAUCAAUUAAAAGUCGAUAUUCAAACUGCUUCAAUUACUCGUCAAAAAUAUUUGAAAUUUCAAUAUGAUACAUCAUUUUCAUACAUUUCAUCUCAAGCAAGUCCACUAAACAAUGUUUACUUUCUCAUUAGUUCAUUUCCUCAAGGAAGCAAUUAUUUUAUUGGUAAACUAAAUUUAAUUAAUUUUACAGUUGAUAAGAUUCCACUUGAGCCAGGUUUCGAUAAUUCUUCUUCAUCAAAACUACCAUUUAGUAAUCAAAUAAUUUAUUUGGAUUCAAACAUCGGUGCAUUCAAUUAUCCGAAUGACGAUAAUAAUUUGAAAUCUCUGUUAUUUUCAACAUUAUGCGGUUAUAUUGAUCCGUCACAAGAAAUACCGUCGUUUUUAUGCACAUAUAAAUACACAGAAAAUGAAUUUCGAUUGAUAGGUAUGAAUCUAGUACCAAAUGCACGUAGUCAUAGAAAUAUUUACUUAUAUUCAAAAUCAUCAUCAUGGGGCCUAACAGCUACCAGUGCAAUUUAUGAGCCACUUGUUUUUUUAAAUACGAAUUUUAAUGCUACGACAAAUUCUUCACAUGACAUUUUGUAUGGAGCUACCUUUAAUGAUACAGAUGCUACACUCGCAUUAACUCAAUCGACAAUUCAUUAUGAUGCAAUAACAAAUGAAAAUAACUGUUUUUAUUUGGCAACAAAUAAGAGACAAGAUACAACAAAUUCGAUUGUUGUUCAACAAUUGCAAUUUGGUAAAGAUUUUGACAAACCUGUGAUACUUCUUGACUCUACUACUGAUAAUUACUUGGAUAAAGCAUUAUUGUUUACAACAAAACAAUAUUUAUUUGUUACACAAAGCAAGGUCGUCUAUACAUAUUCUAUAGAAUGUUAG
This is a messenger RNA of Didymodactylos carnosus, 1278 nucleotides long. NCBI's taxonomy places the organism in Eukaryota, Metazoa, Rotifera, Eurotatoria, Philodinida, Philodinidae. The record is from the annotation of a GenBank genome assembly.